Messenger RNA from Leguminivora glycinivorella, 495 nucleotides. RefSeq lists its product as uncharacterized. The record is from RefSeq and is a predicted model, not a curated record. NCBI's taxonomy places the organism in Eukaryota, Metazoa, Arthropoda, Insecta, Lepidoptera, Tortricidae. The coding region runs from base 133 to 495 and encodes 120 amino acids. The transcript is spliced from 3 exons.
UGCGUUAGCUCCACGUGAAUUUUCACUACUUAAGCUCCUCAGAUCGAUCCUCUUGAUUCAUUCCGCUACACAGGAAGCAAGGAAAACCCACUGUUCUCUCUACUGAAGCUACAAGGACAUCAUCAUCAUACAAUGUCAAAACCCUCGUCCCACGCUGAAGAUUUAUAUCUCUCAUCCUCCACGGAGGAAGAUUCGUCGGCACCGCCGCCGCCACCGCCGAAGGUUGACGUGAUCGACAAAAGAAAAAAUCCAAGCCGCCGACAUCGACGAGCUCGAGCAAGAGGUCAAAACGUUCGUCCCAUACCGAUUCGUAUCUCUCAUCCUCCACUGAGGAAGAUUUGCCAGCACCGCCACCGCUACCACCGAAGGCUGACGCGGUCGAAAAAAGAAAAAAUCCAAGCCAUCGACAUCGUCAGCAAGCUCGAGCAAGAGGGUCAGAAUAGCUCCUGUGAAGCCGCGGCACGGCACUGCAGCGGAACUAUUCGGUGCCGAUAG